Molecule: messenger RNA, 981 nt
Organism: Chenopodium quinoa (quinoa)
Lineage: Eukaryota; Viridiplantae; Streptophyta; Magnoliopsida; Caryophyllales; Amaranthaceae
Exons: 3
Coding region: 1-981 (326 amino acids)
Source: RefSeq, a predicted model, not a curated record
AUGGAUGAGGGUGCUAAUAAGGAAGAUGAAAUGGAUGAGGGUGCUAAUAAGGAAGAUGAUAUUGAUGAUGAAUAUGAAGAGGAUGAAGAAAUUGGCAAUAUUACUGACACAUAUGACCCAUACAUAUCAUAUUGCUGGAAUCUUGUCUUAGUGGUUGAUAGGAGCAGUCCAUGGAGGUUCACUGCUUCCUGUCUUGCUUUAAAUUGUGGUUGGAGAAUUCAUUCAAGUAGGCUACCAGAUGGAGUUUCUUGGGCUAUAAAGAGUUUAAUGAACUCUGAGCACACUUGUGGAGGGCUAGAUGAAAGGAAUCCCCUAGUGACUGUUAAAUGGGCUGCAGAAAAACUAAUGGAAGAUAUAAGGGCUAAUAAUGACAUCUCUGAAAAGACACUGAAUGAUCUCUUAUUCAGUAGAUAUGGAGUGCACAUGGAAACCAGUACCCUUUACAAGAUGAGAGCAGUAGCAUUGAAGGAGAUAAAUGGUGGGCAUGAUACUUCCUAUGGACAUUUGCCAAAGUAUUGUGAGAUGGUUAAAGAAACCAACCCAGGAUCUGCAGCUAACUAUGCAUGGAAGAAACUUAAUCCACCUGAUCCAUCACUCACUUUCUCAAGUAUAUUCAUUUCAUUCAAGGCUGACAUUGAUGGUGUUGUUGCAGGAUGUAGGAGUUUAGUGGGGGUUGAUGGAGCUCACUUGAAAGGACAUUUUGGUGGGGUCCUUCUGUCUGCUGUGGCUAAAGAUGGAAACAAUGAAUUGUUUCCUUUUGCAUGGGCUAUAGUUCCCAAGGAAGAUGGUGACAAUUGGAAGUAUUUUUUCUGGCACUUGAAGCAUAUUCUAUCAGGUUCUAGGAGGGGUAAUGGCUGGUGUAUUAUUUCAGACAGACAAAAAGGAAUAGAUGUGGCACUAACUGAGAUAUGGUCUGAAGUGGACAGGAGAUAUUGUUGUAAACACUUAGCCAAGAAUUGGACACUACAAGAAAACAGCUGA